GCACGGGAGCGGCUGGAGCAGUGCGAUGCGCGGGUGUCCUCCAGGUCCCAAACGGAAGAGCAGUGCACAGAGGAGCUUUUUGACUUCCUGCACGCCAGGGACCACUGCGUUGCUCACAAACUCUUUAAGAAGCUGAAGUGA
This is a messenger RNA of Mesitornis unicolor (brown roatelo), 141 nucleotides long. RefSeq names its product cytochrome b-c1 complex subunit 6, mitochondrial. The transcript has 2 exons. The annotation marks the transcript as partial. Lineage: Eukaryota; Metazoa; Chordata; Aves; Mesitornithiformes; Mesitornithidae. Gene Ontology annotation, biological process: mitochondrial electron transport, ubiquinol to cytochrome c. The record is from RefSeq and is a predicted model, not a curated record.